Molecule: messenger RNA, 246 nt
Organism: Neurospora tetraspora
Lineage: Eukaryota; Fungi; Ascomycota; Sordariomycetes; Sordariales; Sordariaceae
Exons: 1
Source: RefSeq, a predicted model, not a curated record
AUCUUGUGGGCCAUGCAUCCCAUCCAAGAUCCCCAACGGCCCUACGACAAUCUCAAGCACCACUCCCGUUGGCCAGUCCACCAACUGCCUUGGUCCGGCCUUUGCUCUCAUAACUGCUUGACGGAGAUGGCGAAAGGGUGUAUAACGCACCUAACGGUCAAACAACGGACCGAAAUCUACGACCGUUCGCAAGCAAACAAACGACGAUUGGAGAAGUUGCGGAAGCGAUCAGACCGAAACAGGUGA